Messenger RNA from Malania oleifera, 2130 nucleotides. RefSeq lists its product as uncharacterized. Bases 420 to 1754 code for a protein of 444 amino acids. The record is from RefSeq and is a predicted model, not a curated record. Lineage: Eukaryota; Viridiplantae; Streptophyta; Magnoliopsida; Santalales; Ximeniaceae. The transcript has 14 exons. Gene Ontology annotation, biological process: transmembrane transport. Gene Ontology annotation, molecular function: transmembrane transporter activity.
GGGGCUGCCCGAGCUGAAGCUGAGGUGGUGAGCUUAGCCACAAAAACAGAGUUGUCACUGUCACCAGCAGAGGGGGCACCCCUGCACCACACGAAUCACAAACGCCCUCAUGUGUAGUCCUACGCCAUGACCAUGGCCGCCACGAGCCUUCGUCACGAACUCCUCCUCCACGGGCCUCUAUGCUAUAAUUACUCACGCCAGUUCGAACCCGACAGCCAGGGAAGCCUCCAGCCUGCGUCUUCUCCCUCCUUUACCCGUUACUUCCUCUCUUAUCUUGUUGCGUUUCAAUUCAUUUUUCUGCACUGAAAUUUGUCUUUUGCGUAUACAUUUCUCCUGUGCGGAAGAGAGUGUAGGUUUUGUAGACGGUCGGUGGUUUCAGUUAAUUGAACAGAGCAGUGCUAAAAGCCGAAAUUAAUUUAAUGGGUACGGAGUGGAAAAGUGGGCUGAAGGCGCUGAGGCCUAUGGUGCACCUGCUGUUGCCUCUCUCCGUCCACUGGGUGGCUGAAGAGAUGACUGUCUCCGUGCUGGUGGACGUAAUCACCAGAGCUCUUUGUCCCGGCGGCUCCACCUGCUCCGAAGCCAUCUAUCUUAACGGCCUAGAACAAACGGUUGUCGGAGUUUUCAAAAUGGUGGUGCUUCCACUCCUAGGUCAGCUUGCAGACGAGCAUGGGCGUAAACCGCUGCUCCUCCUUAUCCUAUCCACGACUAUAUUCCCUUUUGCUCUACUUGCUGUCAGGCAGACAAAGGAAUUUGUGUAUGCUUACUAUGUCCUUCGUACAAUUUCAUAUAUUUUAAGCCAGGGCAGUAUUUUCUGCAUUUCUGUUGCCUAUGCAGCAGAUGUUGUCGAGGAGAGUAAGAGAGCCGCAGCAUUUAGUUGGAUCACCGGCCUUUUUUCUGCUUCACAUGUCUUAGGAAAUGUGCUUGCUCGCUUUCUUCCUGAAAGCUACAUUUUCAAGGUUUCAAUAGCCCUUUUGAUCUUUUGUCCUGUUUACAUUAAGCUGUUUCUGGUUGAGACAGUUCAACCAGCUCCAAGGCAGGAGCAAGAUACCCGUUGCCUAAAUAAGGUUGUGAAGGUUUCCAAGGAGCGUUACAGCACCAUGAGAUAUGCUGCAACUAUAGUUUUUAGCAGUCCAGCACUUAGAGACGUUGCUUUUGUUUUGUUCUUCUAUGAGUUGGGAAUGUCCGGCAUCACCAAUAUCUUACUGUAUUAUCUGAAGGCAGUUUUUGGUUUCACUAAAAAUCAGUUAUCAGAAAUUCUGUUGAUGGUGGGAAUAGGCUCAAUUGUUUCUCAGAUGUUGGUGCUUCCACUAGUCAAUCCAUUAGUUGGAGAAAAAGUUAUUCUGUGUGCUGCCUUACUUGCAUCAAUAGCUUACGCUUUGUUCUAUGGCUUGGCCUGGGCAUCUUGGGUGCCAUACCUAAGCGCAUCAUUUGGAGUCAUCUAUGUUCUUGUGAAACCUUCUACUUAUGCUAUUAUUUCAAAAGCUUCGAGCUCUAUUAAUCAGGGAAAAGCGCAAGGAUUUAUUGCUGGUGUACAGUCAAUUGCAAGUUUGUUAUCGCCGAUUGCAAUGAGCCCCUUGACUUCAUGGUUCUUAUCUACUGAUGCUCCAUUCAACUGCAAAGGUUUCAGUAUUCUAUGUGCAUCUGUGUGCAUGAUGGUUUCUUUGUGCUUUGCUUGCCUGUUAAAACCACAAGUGCUCCCUAAGGAAGGCUUAGAGGAUAUCAAUGAAGAUGUUGAAGCACCACUUCUAUCAUAGCAGCUGAUGAUGCAUGGCCCUCUUCAAGGACACGAUGAUUUGAACUGUAACUAUAUUUGGGAGCAUGAAGGUCAAGCCUUUGAGUUUAGGCUUAUGUGAACCUGGAUGAAAUUGCAGCACCAUACCGGUUCGAAUUUCAUGUUCUCAAAUGUAGCAUAUAAACUUUGGCAUUCAUCCAUUGAUUCACGUAAUGUUGUAAAAAUGAGUGUACAUGCAUCUUGAGCAUACAGUUGUCCUUCUUUAGGCCAAAAGACGUAGGAUGCUUUUAUGAUAAAAGUUAUUGGAGAGAUUUUUUGUGUCCCCCUUAAUUGUUGGAAUCAAGGGUUAUUCUAGGUGUUAAUGUUUGAUAAAUAAUUUUUACUUGUCUUUUUGUCCA